GGCGGCAAAUGCCAAAUAGUGAUAGUUUCAUCUAUCCUCCUUUUUAAAACCUUUUUUUUUCUUUCAGUGUGUCCCUCUCACUCUCUCUCAUACAAAUCACAAAUAAAAACCCCAAAACAAAAAAACAGAGUUGAUAAGAUUAUAACUUCUGUUUAUUCCUAUUUAUUUAUAUAUAUAUAUACACUUAUUAUUAAUAAGAUCUACUCCUGUCUUCCCCAAGAAUCUGGCUGUUUUUAUGAUGGAGAAUAGUAAAACCAGUGCUGGGUUUUCUUCCCCAAGAACUGAUACUUUUCCAGCUGGUUUAAGGGUUCUUGUUGUUGAUGAUGAUCCUACUUGGUUGAAGAUUCUUGAAAAAAUGCUUAAGAAGUGUUCUUAUCAAGUGACAACAUGUGGUCUAGCACGAGAGGCUUUGCAUGUGCUCCGAGAGAGAAAGGAUGGAUUUGACAUUGUGAUCAGUGAUGUUAACAUGCCUGACAUGGAUGGAUUUAAGCUUUUGGAGCAUGUUGGACUUGAGAUGGAUCUUCCUGUCAUUAUGAUGUCUGUGGAUGGUGAAACAAGCAGGGUGAUGAAGGGUGUUCAACAUCGUGCAUGCGAUUAUCUUUUAAAGCCUAUACGGAUGAAAGAACUUAGAAACAUAUGGCAGCAUGUACUCAGAAAAAAGAUGCAGGAGGCAAGGGAUGCUGGAAAUCAUGAAUUGGACCAAUAUGAUGAAGUGUGGAUGCUUAAUGGAGCUGAAAUCCUUUCAGGAAAGAAAAGAAAAGAUUUUGAGAAUAAGCAUGAUGAAAUAGAAAUGUCCGAUUCAAGAUUUGUUGAUUCUUCUUCCAUGAAGAAAGCCAGAGUCGUUUGGACUGUAGAUCUUCAUCAGAAAUUUGUCAAAGCUGUAAACCAUAUUGGAUUUGACAAAGUUGGUCCCAAGAAGAUUCUUGAUUUGAUGGGUGUCCCAUGGUUGACUAGAGAAAAUGUUGCUAGCCACUUACAGAAGUAUCGCCUCUACUUGACUAGGUUGCAGAAAGAAGAUGAAGCUAAAGACUCAUUUGGUGGGAUGAAGCAUCCGGAUGUUUCUUCUCAAGAAAUUUGUUCGAGUCUCAGCCUUCAGAAUCCAGUGGAUGUGUACACUGAUGUUACAAAUGACAAGUAUGUUUGUGUUUCUGGAGACAAAGCUAUUGUUCAAAAUGGGAAAUCCAACAUAUAUGAGAGCAAGGUAAAGGGUGUUGUUUCAGUGCCAGCUGCUGAGGCAAAGUCUGUGAUUGAAGAUAACUUUGAUUCUCAGACUGCUGGUUCAAAGAUAGGCCUCAAGGAUUCCUUUGGAUUGGUCAAUACUGAUGUAAAAAGUUCUAAGGUACCCACUCCAUACUGCUCUACUGGAGAAGCUCCACAACCUCAAUACAAGCAGCAAGACUUUAAACCACAUUUUCAGUCAGCUAAUGGGUUAAGUCACCAGCCACUGCCUGUGGUUUCUCAUCAAAUCCCAGUUGAUCGCACACAAGUGACUUGUUUUGUCAACCAUAUACCUUCUCAUGAAGAAAGGGACAGACAUCCAGAUACAAGAAAUAAACCUUCUUUCUUCAAGACCAAAAAUGGAGUAGGAAAGUUUUCUCCAGUAGAAAGUAAUGUUAACUUGUUUCAACCUGUGAGCCAUCAACAAACAAAUUUUCAUACUCUUGAGCAAAUGCCAAGUACUACAUGGAGAGCGACGAGUCACAAUGUAGUCAAUGGUUCACAAUCAAGCCUGGGAAAUCUAACUUUGAGAAGUGGUUCAAUUGUUGCAUCUGUAGGUGAGGAGAUUUUUGGUGCUUCUGUUCAAGGGGAAUGUUUUCUAGCUAAUAAUGGUCUUCCGAACAUUGAACAAUUUGACUACAAUGAUCCACAACCCAUUUCUGGAGUUCCAACAUACUUGUAUGAUACAUUGAGGUUUGAUUAUGAGUAUCCAAUUGAUUCAUUGGAAGGUAAUAUGAUGGACCAAGGUCUGUUCAUAGUCUAACCUUUAUCCCAUGGGAAGCUUUAGAUGGUAGACAAUAUAUGCAUUGCAUUGCUCAUCAACAACUGGUAAUGUGAUGCAUAGCUUCUCAUGGGGUGGGGU
Solanum tuberosum (potato) is the source of this 2080-nucleotide messenger RNA. Its product is annotated as two-component response regulator ARR11. The record is from RefSeq and is a predicted model, not a curated record. Bases 236 to 1981 code for a protein of 581 amino acids. Lineage: Eukaryota; Viridiplantae; Streptophyta; Magnoliopsida; Solanales; Solanaceae. Gene Ontology annotation, biological process: regulation of DNA-templated transcription; cytokinin-activated signaling pathway; phosphorelay signal transduction system. Gene Ontology annotation, cellular component: nucleus. The transcript has 5 exons. Gene Ontology annotation, molecular function: DNA binding; DNA-binding transcription factor activity.